Molecule: messenger RNA, 4682 nt
Organism: Fundulus heteroclitus (mummichog)
Lineage: Eukaryota; Metazoa; Chordata; Actinopteri; Cyprinodontiformes; Fundulidae
Gene: nudt4b
Product: nudix (nucleoside diphosphate linked moiety X)-type motif 4b
Exons: 5
Coding region: 348-908 (186 amino acids)
Biological process (GO): diadenosine pentaphosphate catabolic process; adenosine 5'-(hexahydrogen pentaphosphate) catabolic process; diphosphoinositol polyphosphate metabolic process
Cellular component (GO): cytoplasm; nucleus
Molecular function (GO): endopolyphosphatase activity; bis(5'-adenosyl)-pentaphosphatase activity; diphosphoinositol-polyphosphate diphosphatase activity
Source: RefSeq, a predicted model, not a curated record
GUAAGGAUCCAGAGGAGGGCUGAGGAGGUGUAGUCUUUAUAAGAUCUGUCUGUCCCCGCGGGACCUCACACAUUUUUACCGUUGGCUACCUAUUUUUUGUGUCGGGGCUGUUUUUCCUCUAAAAAGGGAAGCUGAAUUUCAUUGUUUUUGAGCGGGGAUACCUCCUACAGAGCCUCGUCACUUCAGCUGAUGACAGAAAACCUUGGACGCAGAGGCAAGCGGCGAUGCGUCGGCACCGCUGUUAACUCUUUGGACUCAAACUGAACAGAAGCUUGUUUUUUUUUUUUGUUUUUUUGUUCUUGGUUUCCAUAAUCAAGAGGGACAGAGGCAAACUGAAGUCCGCAACGAUGAAGCUGAAACCGAACCAGACCAGGACGUACGACGGAGAGGGGUUUAUGAUCAGAGCGGCGUGUCUGUGCUUCAAGAAUGAACGGGAAGAGGAGGUUCUUUUGGUCAGCAGCAGUCGGCACCCGGACCAGUGGAUCGUUCCUGGAGGAGGGAUGGAGCCCGAGGAGGAGCCGUGGGGCGCUGCGGUGCGAGAAGUCUUUGAGGAGGCUGGUGUGAAGGGCAAGCUUGGGCGCCUGCUUGGUGUAUUUGAGCAAAACAAGGAUCGGAAGCACCGGACGUACGUGUAUGUGUUGACUGUGACGGAGACGUUCGAGGCCUGGGAGGACUCCGUUAACAUAGGCCGGAAGCGGGAGUGGUUCACCGUGGAGGACGCCAUCAAAGUGCUGCAGAGCCACAAACCCGUGCACGCCGAGUACCUGCGGAGGCUGCAGCUCAGCUGCUCCCCCACCAACGGCAACUCCAUCCUCCCGAGCCCCCCUCCGAACGACAACUACCCCAACUACAGCACGACCACCGGCGCCCCCUCGACGGGCAGCGUGCUGGGCCCCUCCUGCAGAUAGGACCCCCGCCGCGCUCUCCUGUCCCGACUGGGGACAGCUUACAGAAAGUCUGUACAGUCUCCUGCAUGAAUCUAAAGACUUCUCAGAGCCCCGGCUCGCCUGUAUUUAUUGUUUCUUACCCUCGCUGCAAGACUGAACAAAGCUGUUGCCAAGGACCGCGGCGAAAAGACUUCCCGGGAAGCGGUCGCGUCGCAGACAAUUCCCAGACUGCAGUGCGGGGCAGAGGACGCCGCCGGUGGUGUGGAUGAACUUUAACUAUGGGAUGCCUUACCGAAACUUUGUACGAAUGUCAAAUCUUAGGUCGUUCUAUUUCACCGACAGUCACAGUUACCUUUUUAGUGGCGUCAUGCGGCCUGUGGAGGGUGGGGGGGAGAGGGGGUAGCUGGCUCCCAGAGCACAUUGGUGUGCAGAAUGUUUCCAUGGUGACGUCAUCAACACGUGAUGGUAACGGCAAAUAUAUUACACGUGAAUAUUUAUUAAAAAGAAAACACCUUCACGUUCAUCCCUUUGCUCCAUCACAUGUAAACUUUGAUUCUUUUUUUUUUUUUUUUUUUUUUUAAGAAUACAUAAUAUAAAGAUAAAUUGGCUAUAAAAUCUGCUUUCCUGCAUUGCUUUUCAAAAUGAGCGAUGACCUAAAAUGAGUCGUUUUGGGGGGGAAAUUAAUAAAGUUUUCUAUACAUUCUACCUCAGUGAACUUAAACUGGAUACGAUCUUCCUGUUUGGUGACCUUUUCUGACACAAUGCUACUAAUUAAAAUUCAGCCUGCAGCGUUACCUAACUAAUGUGUGCUAGUUAUCAGUGCUCUACAGUCUGGUGUUAAAUCAUGCAGGCUGCAGCUCUGGUUUUAUUCUGCAGAGAACGAUGCUGAAGUAGAGAUGCACUGAUCAGUUGGCCAGGGAUCAAAAUUUGACUUUUUCUUCUUCAUUGGUGCUGAAUUGUGAUCAAGUACCAAAUUAUAUAUAUAUAUAUAAAAAAUUCUACUAUACAUCAAAACUGAAACUGUUUCCCCAUUGGUCAACAAGCACACACCCCUGGAAUUAGAAUAUUUUCAUUUUUUUCUCUAUGUCUGCAUAAGUAUGGAAAAUGGUUUGAGUUUUCAGACUUUUAUUGCUUGUUCCAAUUUUCUGAAUGAUUUAAUUUUCUCUAAAUCUGAAUAAUACAUUUUUUUUUCUCAGUUGAUUUCUGUUUAAAUUGCAUCCUUAUUCUUUUAUUUACAACAUCAAACAUUGCUUUUCUGUUCGCCUCACUCAUGAGUUUUUGAGUUGGACUCGAAAAUGAGUGAACUGAACAUUUAAAGAUCCAGGAAGUGUCACUUCACGGCUGUUUUGACCACUCGACUUUCUUAAAUAUUGGUUCUUGAACCGGGUCUGAGUAAGAUGCCAUAAAAAGUAUUGCAAUUCCUUUUUUUCAUUCAUUUUUAAAUGAUCAUAAUUAAGGAGUCACAAAGGAAAAUAAUCAAUAUUCACUGUUAAAUAAUUGAGGUUCGACAAGUGAACGUGUUGUAUAGAUUGUGAAAUGGAGCGAAUUGAUGUUGGUCCAGGUUCCAAAAUAAAAGCUGUGAAAUCAUCCUUCACCACCCCGAGAGAAUCAUAAUCCUACUUUAGUGCUGGGUUGUUUCAUUCAUUUGAAAGACAAAGUAAUUUAAAAAAAAAAAAAGCUAGAAAGGAUGUGAUGUUGAAGUAUUAAAUCAAUAGGAAACCUUUAAUUUGAUGCAGUUUGAGUUUAAUAACCAACAAAUAAGCGUUAAAGGCGUAUGUGUUCGAUUCAUCAAUGAUCUUGUAAUUCUUUCAUCUCUGUUCAAAUCAAGACUACCUCUUUUACUAAGCCUGCGGUACAUUUUCCCCCCUUUCAUGUUUGUGUUAGCCUGUUUUUUUUUUUUUUUUUUUUUUAAUUGAAAGUCAAACCUCAAAGAAAAUAGGAACUCUGUACUGGCCCAGAAAAGUCUGAUUGUUGCAUCUUCGAAUGAAACAGACUUCUGCAAAACAUUAAUGUAUUAGGUGGUGAUUGUCUGCUCUUUCCAUGAACAUCGCUUUAUUUUAUAAUUUUGUUUCCCCUUGUGGUACUUUAAAGCAGUCUGAUAAAGAGGUCUAGUAAAAAAGAUGCAUCUACCAGUGAUUAUUCUCUCAUGACAAAUGAAUCUAUAGGUAAAUAUUCUAGUUUUCUCUGAAUAAACUUUUCUAGAGGGAUCUUAAGGCCCUUUUUUUGGCUAUGAGACCCUGAGCUUAAUUUUUUAGAACCUUGUAUUUAACCCCAACCUAAAUAUUUUCUUCUGUGCUUCUGGUGUACAACAUUGUUUUUUUUUGUUUAAGAUUACAUCCGCUUAGAGGAUCUUUAUCUUUUCUUUAUGAAAAGUGUUUAUUUCAACCAGUAAAAACCAUAACUGAUGAUUCUCUCACAGCGAUUACACCACAGAGCUUAUUUAGAGUUGAUCGUAUUAGGCAUGACAACUUAUGAUUUCACAGCGGUUACACCCUGAAACAGAACGAUCGUCUCUUUAAAGUAGGAGAAAUCUCCACCCAGAAGUUCAGGGACAAUGGAAAUCUACUGGACCUCGUUAUUUUAUUUUAUUUUUUUUUAUUUCUUGGGAGGUCAGUAUCUAUGUGUUUUGUUUUUUGUUUUUUUUGGCAAAGGCAUCGGAAACUGAGAAGAUAAAUAAUAGCUCUAGAAAAGUUCCUGCAGUCGAAAUGUGCCUAGAGUUUUCGAGAAAACGCUUCCACAAAGUAAAGUCCGCAUUUAUCAUGAAUUUCUAUGUCCCGUGUAAACUGCAUCCAGAUUGAAAACGCGAAGAAACACCGUCACCUGUACGAAAACGGCCAUCCCACCUUUUUGCCUCGACGGCUGAAUGAACGCUCGAGACGCGUGGAUAACUGAGGCGUUGUGAAGUGUGUUUUUAACCUGUACGUUUUCUCUUUUAAUGUUUUCUAUAGUUUUUUUUUUUAAAAUGACGCACAAGCUGCACGUGUACAGUGUGGGAUGUUUAUGAAGCGGAAGGAGCGCACAGUGUCAUCCAUAGGAAAAACACAAAGCUUCCCUUCCAAAUCGAGUAUUUGUUUGCUUUCUGACUCACUGAAAAACCUGCAAAGAAUGAAAAUACAAUGGGUCUCACCUUAUGCCGAGGCUAAAAUAACUAUUUUUUAAAUAAAACGUGAGAGUGGUUUUUGAGAAAAACAAAAACAUCAGAUAUAGUUGUCUUUUUUUUUAAUUUUAAAACAAAAAAUAAUAAAGUGUUUCAGCCUCUUACACUGGCAGACCAAACAGUUUUCCAAUAUUCGUCUCCUUCUCCCAUCACUGUGUUUUGUCUCCAUCACACAAUCUUCUCUCUUGUAAUGUAAACGUUGACUGAGCUGUUAAUCUACUUUCUGUCUGUGUGUAUAUAUUUAUUACGAGAGAUGAAUUUAAAAUUUUACGUGCCAAAUAUCAAAAUCUGUGCUAUAGUAGGGGGGGGGGGAAUAUCAUCUAUUUGGGCUAAAAUAGAUAUUAAACUCUAACCUUGAUGAGUUUCUUCACACUAUGUUAAAUGUUCUACGUAGAAAAGAUUUAUUUUGUUAAAGACCGCAUUUUUAGCUUUUUACGGUCGUAUUCUUCACCGUCUAACUGGUGGGUUAGUUCUGCCUGAAUGUUUUGAGUCUUAGCCGACACCCAUCUGGUCUUAUUCCUGUCGAGAAGCUUUUUAACCAAUGGCGAAUGAAGGUGUUCUUACAGUUUAUCAUGAUGUAAUGUGAACGUGAUCUGGACUGGAGACAAAAGAGUGCAUUAAAGGAAAGAACAACUUAA